GGAGAUGUUGCACCACCGCCGUGACGUCAUCGGUAAACAGUAGUGUCACGGGAGCAGUGUUGCUGGUGUGUGUCUCUGCCUUAUUUACCUCCUUUAAGUCAACUCUCCCUCCUACUCCCCAGUGGUCGUCUCCAACAUGUCGAUAGCAAAUAUGGAAAAGCACCUCUUCAGCUUGAAGUUUGCUGCCAAAGAUCUUGAACGGCAGUCCAAAAAAUGUGAAAAGGAGGAGAAAGGAGAGAAGGUGAAGCUGAAGAAAGCAAUAGCGAAGGGAAACAUGGAUGGCGCUCGUAUCCACGCUGAAAAUUCCAUUCGUAACAAAAGUCAAGCACUCAACUAUCUUCGAAUGGCUGCUAGAGUUGAUGCAGUAGCUUCUCGCGUCCAGACGGCUGUGACACAACGCAAGGUUACUCAGAGCAUGGCCGGCGUAGUUAAAAACCUGGAUGCAGCAAUGAAGAGCAUGAACCUGGAGAAGAUUUCAGCCCUUAUGGACAAGUUUGAACACCAGUUUGAAGACUUGGAUGUACAGAGCUCGUAUAUGGACACUGCCAUGAGUCAGACCACUACCACAGCUGUUCCUCAAGAUGCUGUUAAUGGCCUCAUGUCUCAGGUGGCUGAUGAAGCUGGCUUGGAAUUGAACAUGGAACUACCAACUGGAGGAACAUCCACGGUGGGAGUAAGUGCAACACAAGCCAGCCAAGACCAGGAUGAGCUGACUCAGAGACUGGCUAAACUUCGUAAUGCUUGAUUCUUGCAAGAAUGCUGGUUGCACCUCAGAUUUUUGCUGGAGGGAACCUGGACGCAGGUGAUUGUUUGUUCUCAGUAUGGUUGCCUUUCUCACAUUAGACUGUUGGGUCUUAUAAAUAUAUUUAAUGAGAAAAUUAAGGGUUUACACUUAAGGUGUGUAAUAUUUAGUAAUUUGCUUUAUUAUUCAAUUUGAUGAGAAAUUAUUUGAUCUUUACAUUUAUUUCACUGUUUACUAAUUGUACAAAACAGUUAAUGGUAGUUACAGAAGUUAUAAAAGGUAUUCAAAAUGUAAUUACAGUAUGGUGAUUAAGAGAAGCGGGUGUGGGGAAGGUGAUAAUGUCGGUAGGCCGAUUGAUUCUUGAUAAUACAGGUACAGUACAGUAAUUUUGAUUAGAUUGAUUGAAAUUAUUUUCUGAAAGAAAUGAGUCAUAUAGUGUUUAUGAGGUUAUGAACUGGUUCUCAAGUGAAACCUUAAUACCCUUGCUAUGUUUUGGUCUUUUAAGGUUAACAGCAGCUAACUAAAUGUUUUAAUGGUAGCAGGUGGGCGUGUGGCAGAAUUGGUAAUUUAGCCAUGUUGAAGUGUUUACUGUUGUAACCUGUGUAAGCACCCAUUUUAGUGUUAGGUUAAAUGCUGGCCAGGUGCCAACAAAUUUUCAUCAGUUAUAAGGUAACUGCUAUAAGCUUAUCAAAUAUAAACUACAUCCAGUCAUCAUGAGAUGUCAGGAGUUACAAUAUAUUACAGUGAAGCAAAAAUUAUUUGCAGUUAACAGUAGGUUAUUUCUACCUUUAUUGUCAAGCAAUGGGAAUUACGGCAUUAACUAUUUUUUUUAAUGUUAGCUUAUAAGGUUUUAUAUAUACAGUAUGUAGGCUACAAAUGUGCAUUUUAAAUAGAAUGAUGACCUUCAUUGCUGCUAUUUUUUGAAAAUAUGGCAUUUGCAAAGUGUCAACAGGAACAAGAAUGAGGCACAAUAAUAUAUAUAUAUUAUUUCAAAUUCUCUCCUAUAUUGCAGGGUGGCAAGGUUAAAGUGAUUGAAAAUAUGUGGGACUUAUUGUUACUGUACACAACCAGUUCCAGCUGGUGUUGACAUCAAUCUUGGUUUAUAAGGUAUUUUUAUUUAGUGAUUGUUCAGGUCUUACCUUCUCUUUAAAUUCUUAAGUUUUAUACAUUUCCCAAUUCACAGUGGCUGGUGUUCAAGGAUGAGACAAAGAUGGGUAGAUGCUUUAAUAUUUGUUUAAAAUUUAAAUGAUUAUGUGAAUAAGAGAGCAGGUUCUAUUUUUAGUUAUGUUAAACUCAUUAUACAGUAUAUGCAGAUAUAAGACUUUAUAUGACACUUGUAUACACAAUUAAAUAAAUUAAUUUAGUUUAA
Molecule: messenger RNA, 2111 nt
Organism: Homarus americanus (American lobster)
Lineage: Eukaryota; Metazoa; Arthropoda; Malacostraca; Decapoda; Nephropidae
Gene: Chmp1
Product: charged multivesicular body protein 1b-like
Exons: 4
Coding region: 137-745 (202 amino acids)
Biological process (GO): late endosome to vacuole transport; endosome transport via multivesicular body sorting pathway; protein transport
Cellular component (GO): multivesicular body; ESCRT III complex
Source: RefSeq, a predicted model, not a curated record